UGUGCGAUGAGUAACGGGACCUAGACUGAACCUCUGGCAUUUCAGUAACAGAUUUUGGUUCCCUCAUCAGGAAGACAUUGCUCUUGGCUUGGCUGUCACCAGCUGGGAGAAUUUCUGCAAACCUAAGGAGCAGCCCAUCCGUUUUAGGCAGGAUGUGGGUUUUAGUCUCCAUUUAGCAUUGCUGCUGCAAGCCCCAACCACAUUUCUGAUUGCCUAGGAAGAACAGCCUUUGAAAUUUGACAUCUGCAUGUGAAUAGCAUCAAACUCUGUAAAAUAUUUGAAGAGAUUUAUUCUGAGCCGAAUACAAGUGACCAUGCCCGUGACACAGCCCUCAGGAGGCCCCGCGAACAUGCACCCAAGGUGGUUCAGCUAAAAGAGAAGAAUUGUACUAUUCCCAACAGAAGGAAAAGAUUUCUUUACAUAUUCAUCAAUGUCUGAAGAAGUUACUUAUGCAGAUCUUAAAUUCCAGAACUCCAGUGAGACAGAAAAAAUCCAAGAAAUUGGCAAAUUUGGGGAAAAAGCACCUCCAGCUCCCUCCCGUGUAUGGCGUCCAGCAGCCUUGUUUCUGACUCUUCUGUGCCUUCUGAUGCUCAUUGGAUUGGGAGUCUUGGCAAGCGUGUUUCACAUAACUUUGAAGAUAGAAAUGAAAAAAACGAACAAACUACAAAACAUCAGUGAAGAGCUCCAGAGAAAUGUUUCUCUACAACUGAUGAGUAACAUGAAUAGCUCCAACAAGAUUAGGAACCUCUCCACCACACUGCAAAUAGUAGCCACCAAAUUAUGUCGUGAGCUAUAUAGCAAAGAACAAGAGCACAAAUGUAAGCCUUGUCCAAGGAGAUGGAUUUGGCAUAAGGACAGCUGUUACUUCCUCAGUGAUGAUGUCCAAACAUGGCAGGAGAGUAAAAUGGCCUGUGCUGCUCAGAAUGCCAGCCUGUUGAAGAUAAACAAUAGAAAUGCAUUGGAAUUUAUAAAAUCCCAGAGUAGAUCACGUGACUAUUGGCUGGGGUUAUCUCCUGAAAAAGAUUACAUUUCUGCUGAGAUCGUGGAUAAUAUAAUCAACUCCUCUGCCUGGGUUAUAAGAAACGCACCUGACUUAAAUAACAUGUAUUGUGGAUAUAUAAAUUAUCUACAUGUUCAAUAUUAUUACUGCACUUAUAAAAAAAGAAUGAUAUGUGAGAAGAUGGCCAAUCCAGUGCAGCUUGGUUUUAUACAUUUUAGGGAGGCAUGAGGCAUCAAUCAAAUACAUUUAAGAAGUGUAGGGGGUGGGGGUUCUAGGCUAUAGGUAAAUUUAAAUAUUUUCUGGUUGAUAAUUGGUUGAGUUUGUCUGAAGACCUGGGAUUUUAUCAUGCAGAUGAAACAUCCAGGUAGCAAGCUUCAGAGAGAAUAGAUUGUGAAUGUUAAUGCUGGAGAGGUAUAAUGAAGCAUGUCCCACCUCCCACUUCCCAUCAUGGCCUGAACCCUGGAGGAAGAGGAAGUCCAUUCGAUGGUUGUGGGGGGCCUUCGAAUUUUCAUUUUCAUUUACAUUCUUUCCCUUCUGGCCAAGAUUUGCCAGAGGCAACAUCAAAAACCAGCAAAUUUUAAUUUUGUCCCAUAGCGUUGCCAGGGUGGCAUGGCUCCCCAUCUUGGGUCCAUCCUAUACUUCCGUGGGACUCCCUAUGGCUGAAGGCCUUAUGAGUCAAAAGACUUAUAGCCAAUUGAUUGUACUAGCUCAGAUAAGAAUGGAUGUGGACAUGCACUUAUUACCUCUUAAAAUUAUUAUUUUAAGUAAAAGCCAAUAAACAAAAAUGUAAAGGCAA
Molecule: messenger RNA, 1796 nt
Organism: Symphalangus syndactylus (siamang)
Lineage: Eukaryota; Metazoa; Chordata; Mammalia; Primates; Hylobatidae
Gene: CLEC12A
Product: C-type lectin domain family 12 member A
Molecular function (GO): signaling receptor regulator activity
Source: RefSeq, a predicted model, not a curated record